AUGCAAUCCUCUAUUGAAGCCAGGAAUCACGACAGUAUACUCGGGGCUGGCCCGGACUUCCCCAGACUGAAGGGCUGUUCAUAUACCGCCGCUAAAAUACAAUUAUUUGAUGAGCGAAAGCAGUUGGGGAUGUUUUACCAAAGAAGCUUGAAGUCGAGCUUUGAAGUUAGCACCAACAUCACCAACAUCACUGUCGCACAGACAUCGGCUCUAGUGAACCCCGGAAAAGAUAGCCUCGUAACUCUUUUCGCAGCCGCAAUUGCCAAUCGCAAUUUCCCUAACAUUUUACCAAUAUUCCCAGAAAAGUUACUUCCUAAAGCAUCAGAUAUGAUAUUUAAAAGCUGA
This is a messenger RNA of Botrytis fragariae, 345 nucleotides long. RefSeq lists its product as uncharacterized. The record is from RefSeq and is a predicted model, not a curated record. Lineage: Eukaryota; Fungi; Ascomycota; Leotiomycetes; Helotiales; Sclerotiniaceae. Bases 1 to 345 code for a protein of 114 amino acids. The transcript has 2 exons.